UCUCUAGACACUAGAGUUACAGACAAGUCUAGCUUAGAGUGAGUCUACUAGCUAGUACUUGGUAGCUAAACUCUGCCAGUGGUUUGUCAAAAUUUUGUACACAAAAAUAAUGGAGUAUUUGGAAGUGCAAAAACAUGCAAAUGAUGAAACUCUUAAAAGUAUACCUUCUUAUGUUUUGGAUGAUUUAAGCAGCCGCUUCAUCAUUAACAGUCGCCCUGAAGAAAUAACCUCAAUAAUCAGAAUAUUUUUCCUUGUUGAGAAUGCCUACUGGUUCUAUUUAGAUUUUCAUAGAGUUGAGAAUCCUCAGUUACGGGAAUGCAACCUGAAAGAGUUUGCCUUCAACUUGAUAAGCCACUGCCCUCAGCUAAAGCAGUACACUGCAGACUUUGACAAACACUUUGAUGCAUGGAAGCAAUACAAGAGAACAAUUGCUACAUGUGGAGCCAUUAUUCUUGAUCAAGAACUCAAACAUGUUCUAUUGGUGCAAAGCUAUUCAAGCAAAAACAGCUGGGGGUUUCCAAAGGGGAAAAUAAAUUUAAAUGAAGCUCCAGAUGACUGUGCAGCAAGAGAGGUGUUUGAGGAGACAGGGUUUGACAUAAAACCUUACAUGGACCCACAAGAGUACCUAGAAAAGUGUUCCAAUGAACAAGUGUGUAGACUCUACAUUGUGUCUGGUGUCCCUCUUAAUUCAACUUUUAUUCCAAAGACAAGGCGAGAAAUCAGAGACAUCCAAUGGUUCCCCAUGAAUACUCUCCCAACCCACAGGGGUGAUCAAACACUGAAAGAGGUGGUUGGAUUGAAUUUAAACUUGUAUACCAUCACACCUUUUCUCAAGUCUCUAAGAAUUUGGAUAAAAAAUCACCUUCUCGAUACACCUUCUCAGUCGUCAAAACAAAGAAGUCGGAUGAAGCAGCAAAAACUGUUCUCUCAACAGAACUACAAUCAGUAUCAAGAAUUCAUGCAGCUUAAGAAAGGAAAGUCAGCUGCCAAAAAUGUUUUAGCACAAAAAACUUCCACAUCAUCAGUGAGGUAUUCCAAAGAAAUUGAGGUUGAGGAAACUAAUAUUAAACAGGGGCGACGAGGCAUGACAGUAUUUCAAUCUCUAUUUGGUAACAAAGAUACACAGCAUGUGGUUGAAUUUAAAGCACCGGUUGUGGACACCAAUUCAUUUUACUCACACACUUGGUUCAACUUUACAAUAGAUGAGGACACAGUGAUGGAGGCAUUCCCUCAUGAAGGAACUUAUUUUUUACCCUCACAUUUCACCCAACAAAAAGAAUUAGUUCUAGGAAAGUCAUAGGUACUAUGUAGCUUUGUUUCAGUUGCCAACAACUGAGGUGUACCAUAGUAUUGAAUUUUGAAGCAGUUUAAUGACAGGUCACAAAACCAUGAGCUGCUGCUUGGCAAGGGUUGUUGGUCAUGUCCUGAAGUUAUCCAACAUUUUUUUUACAACAAUUUCUUAUGAUUCUUGGGAAAUGUUGGAAGUGAAUAUCAUACAAUUUUAUUAAUGCAAAAAGGCGACAAUGUAAAAAAAAAUCACAUCUUUACUUCU
This is a messenger RNA of Physella acuta, 1552 nucleotides long. RefSeq names its product m7GpppN-mRNA hydrolase-like. Gene Ontology annotation, biological process: nuclear-transcribed mRNA catabolic process, nonsense-mediated decay; deadenylation-dependent decapping of nuclear-transcribed mRNA. NCBI's taxonomy places the organism in Eukaryota, Metazoa, Mollusca, Gastropoda, Physidae. Gene Ontology annotation, molecular function: 5'-(N(7)-methylguanosine 5'-triphospho)-[mRNA] hydrolase activity; manganese ion binding; RNA binding. The record is from RefSeq and is a predicted model, not a curated record. Gene Ontology annotation, cellular component: P-body; cytoplasm.